CUCCCGGCCCGCGUGUGUGUGCCGGCGCCUCGCCUCGGUCAACCCCCCUGCAAAGGCAAGGACAAAGAGGCUGAGCGGAAGGCUCCGUCGGAGCCACAUUCACCUGCAGCCGCCAAGAUGGUUUGCGGGGGCUUCGCGUGUUCCAAGAACUGCCUGUGCGCGCUCAACCUGCUCUACACCUUGGUUAGUCUGCUGCUGAUUGGGAUUGCUGCAUGGGGCAUUGGCUUCGGGCUGAUUUCCAGUCUCCGGGUGGUCGGCGUGGUCAUCGCAGUGGGCAUCUUCCUGUUCCUGAUUGCACUCGUCGGGCUAAUUGGGGCCGUGAAGCACCAUCAAGUGUUGCUGUUUUUUUACAUGAUUAUUCUCUUACUUGUAUUUAUUGUUCAGUUUUCUGUAUCUUGUGCUUGUUUAGCCCUGAAUGAGGAGCAACAGGGUCAGCUUCUGGAGGUUGGAUGGAACAAUACAGCGAGUGCUCAAGAUGAUCUCCAGAGAAAUUUGAACUGCUGCGGAUUUCGAAGUUUUAACCCGAAUGACACCUGCCCAGCUAGUUGUUUUAAAAGCAGCCAGCAAUGCUCUCCGUGUGCUCCAAUAAUAGGAAAAUACGCUGGGGAAGUUUUGAGAUUUGUUGGUGGCAUUGGCCUCUUCUUUAGCUUCACAGAGAUCCUGGGUGUUUGGCUGACUUACAGAUACAGGAACCAGAAAGAUCCUCGCGCUAACCCUAGUGCUUUCCUUUGAUGUGCAAACAAGGAAAAUCUUUCCUAUUUGGAUCUUGUUCACUUCCUCUAACUUUAAGUUAAAGCUGAUUUGGCUGUUUGAGGAAACAGUGUCUGAAAAAAAUUUUCAUUGUCAACAGUGGGAGUCUAUUUUUACUGUUAUGUUUCUCUUUAAAUGUUUUCCUUUUUUUCAUUGCUGAAAAAAUUUGAAACGUGUGGUCUUCUCUGAACCUCAGUGGUACCUUGUAACCUACUGUAUUCACAGUGUCUGGCGCUGUCCACUGUGGCCUUUCUUAGCAUUUUUACCUGCAGAAAAACUUUGUAUGGCACUAUCGUGUUAAUCACAUUGUGAAUCUAAUUAUACAUCUCACUGGAAUACUUAAUUGUAUGUAGCACUGUGUCCUGUAGAUAGUUCCUACUGGAGAAGAAAGUGUAUGUUUAUUACACCCAGAAAGUAGAAGAUUCUAUUAUGUUAAGUUCUAUGAGGGAAAUGCAAAUUCCCAAUAUUUGAAAAUCUUUUUUGCAAAGAUGCAUUGUGGUGAAAGUUGUUCCACUAAAAGUGGUAAUUUAGCUCUAGUAGACUUUCAUGAUUACACUAAUAUGUUUAGAAAUAGUUAUGUCAUUGGGAAAAGUGGGGUUUAGUUGUGACUUUCCAGAUAAUUUCAAAAGAGAAAUGAAUUCAUGAAAUGUUCUGGUGUACAUAAUGUUUGCCUUCAAGCUUUCAAACUGGAAUGUUUGAGAAAUUCAGAAAGUUUAUGUAACUGAUAUUCUUUUUUAAUAAUUUGAAGUUCAAAAGACUGUGUUUUUAAAUGAGUUAUUAAUGCAUUGGUCCAUGUAGCAAAAAGAUAUUUGAUUAUCUUAUAAAUUGUUAAAUACCUUUUUCAAAAAAUUUCUCAGUAUUGUAAUAGCAACUUGUCAAAUCUAAUGUACUUGAAUGUGAUUUCCCUUAAUUUGAAAUUGAAAUAGUAUUGUGGUUCUGUAUAUUAUGCUAAAAAUUAAAGAAUGGAGCCUUU
Messenger RNA from Sorex fumeus (smoky shrew), 1723 nucleotides. RefSeq names its product tetraspanin 13 (gene TSPAN13). The transcript has 6 exons. Gene Ontology annotation, cellular component: membrane. Lineage: Eukaryota; Metazoa; Chordata; Mammalia; Eulipotyphla; Soricidae. Bases 118 to 732 code for a protein of 204 amino acids. The record is from RefSeq and is a predicted model, not a curated record.